CUCUUUGCUCCACCGAACAUCAUAAAGACGCUCUCAUCAUUGGCACUAGAGAAACUGACCACUGUAACUCUAUUCUAUUUUCAAGGCUUAUAUCAUUGGGGCCUCAAAAGUGUGACACGAAUGCCUCAAAUCACAUACCUUUCAGUCAAUAUGAACAGCGUCGUAGAUUUAUCGGAGCUCUUGGAAAUAACUCCAAAUGUGGAAUCAUUGCAUUUGUACUUCAGCGAUAUGUAUGAAAGUCAAAUUCAACACACGCAUGUAGAAUUACCCCAAACAUUAAAGGAACUACAAGUAAUCCUUGGACUCUACACGACGUAUUCCUCUAUCACAUUUCCAGCAACAAAAAGUUUUUUUAAUAUACUGAGAGGUGAAUUUGAAUCCUUGAUGCUAACUGUUAUCAAUGGAGACAAAGAUUUUGCUUAUUAUAGCAACGUUUACAGUCUCGUAGAAAACUUCGAUCAUCUGCAAACAUUUCAGUAUUAUAUUGAGACCGUUUACACGCCCGAUUCCCGCUUUUCAAACUUCGAACAGCUACCAGAUGCAACUUACUUAAUCUAUACUUACCCUAAACUGAAUCAAGAUUGUGACAGAGCUCCAUUUAAUCGUAAAUAUUUCCGUUCGGACCUUAAUUCUCAGCUGACCAUGCGAUCGCUUUACAAUAGCUCGGAGCUCUGGAUAGGGAAAAACUUACAUGGAUAUCACCCGACAGCGCCCACAAUGACUUUGCCAAACAAUCCAAGACUAACAAAUUUGAAAAGUAUCGCAUUUUUUGAUUAUGGGAGUGACGAACUGGCACCUGAUGUGUGGCAAUAUGCAGCACAAGUCAUCGCUCUAUCACCUAACUUGUCUGAACUGAAAUUUACUUAUACCAACAAUUUCUUCGAGAAGAUAUAUCGCACCGUACCGUCGAAGCAGUUGAAGCGUAUCACAUAUUUGCUUGUCUGGUUCGAAAAGAAAGAUAGUGAAAACGGUUUCUAUCCUUCAACAUUUCUGCUUGAUGUAUCAAGAAUGAUGCCAAAUCUAAAAGUUCUCGAACUCAAUAUUAGGUUCGCUGCUAUUGCUGUUUUCGUGACAUCAUCAGUUAAGCUCAUUCAAGAUGCACGGAAUUAUUUUAAAAAACUAACCUGUGUGAAAGUGUCAUCGUUCCUAGGGACCGCAGAAGAGAAGGUAGCAAUUGAUCGUUAUAAGAAAUGUCUACUGGAAGUGGGUGAACAGACUAGCACUUGGUUUUAUUGUCCCAUUAAAACUGAGAGCAAAGAAGUGUCGAAGUAUCGAUGCCUGUAUAUUUGGCUCUAG
Adineta ricciae is the source of this 1296-nucleotide messenger RNA. The record is from the annotation of a GenBank genome assembly. Lineage: Eukaryota; Metazoa; Rotifera; Eurotatoria; Adinetida; Adinetidae.